CAAGCUCUCAGACAAAAGACGCGGGCUUCGAAGGGCCUGUUGUUUCGUGUUUUAUUCGUUGCCAGAUAAAGAAUUUAGCUUUGCUAAAUAUCAAUUUUGCCUAUCAAAAUGAAUUACGAUGAUAAGCAUAGAAAAUUUUUGCAAUAUCUGAUGCAAGCCGGUGUGGUACUCGACAGCGAAGCAGCCGCAGUUGCCAUGCAAAUCUUUGCUGAAAGGAUUUCCUUGAAAACAAUUCGCAGCCAGAUCAAUGACAGAUUAAAUCCACUGGGGAUGGACAUAAAGGGAGGAGUGUGUGAAAUAUCUGGUGAAAAAUAUUGGAUGGUUGUAAGUACAACCCUCGAACCAUCAGUGAAGUUUCCACCAAUGUUCAAAGACCCGCAGAAUACAUACUUAAAGGCUAUAUUUACUGAAAUUAUCAGCUCGGAGGAUGGCAGUGUUUCAAGUACCGAUUGUUUGAAUCUUGUAGAUAAUCUACCAGACACAAAGUUACUGAAACGAGAUGCUGAUAUAUUCCUAAAAGAAAUGUACAAGAUGGGCUAUUUAUGCUACAGGGAAGGAUUUGUAUUUAUGGGAGUUAAAAGUAUAGUGGAACUACAGCCUUAUUUCAAAGCUACUUAUCAAGACAAUUUUUAUACUUGUCUUUUGUGUAAAGAUAUUCUAUUUCAUGGUCAAAAAUGUAAUAAUUGUGAAAAAAUAAUUCACUAUCAUUGUAUGACAAAAUAUGUGAGCCUCAGAAAAGUUCAAAAUUGUCCUAAUUGCAAUGAACCUAUGAAGGCAUUUGACGUACCAGCCGAAGCUUUAAAUGCCUCUACCCAUUCAUCUCAAGAGGAUGAUGAACCGAUGGAAGUCACAGAAGGAUCAAUUGAAGAAGCUCCCGAAGAAGCUCCUGAACAAGUUGCUGAAGAUACUGCUGAAGAAGCUCAGGAAGAAGCAUCUGAUUCUUCUCCAGAAAUAAGGAUGAAAAGGCGAUCGAAACGAAGUCGAAGAAUUUAGAAAAGAUUUUGGAACUUACAUUCUCACCAUUCAAGGAUACCAGGUAUAUAUUUCUCAAUGAGACUUUCAUAAUAAGGCCAGAGUUUCUCAAUAUCAGGGAUAUCAGCACUUUUUGU
Molecule: messenger RNA, 1109 nt
Organism: Trichogramma pretiosum
Lineage: Eukaryota; Metazoa; Arthropoda; Insecta; Hymenoptera; Trichogrammatidae
Gene: Nse1
Product: non-structural maintenance of chromosomes element 1 homolog
Exons: 7
Coding region: 109-993 (294 amino acids)
Biological process (GO): DNA damage tolerance; double-strand break repair via homologous recombination
Cellular component (GO): Smc5-Smc6 complex; nucleus
Molecular function (GO): ubiquitin-protein transferase activity
Source: RefSeq, a predicted model, not a curated record